Molecule: messenger RNA, 4537 nt
Organism: Spodoptera frugiperda (fall armyworm)
Lineage: Eukaryota; Metazoa; Arthropoda; Insecta; Lepidoptera; Noctuidae
Gene: Gclc
Product: glutamate--cysteine ligase catalytic subunit
Exons: 11
Coding region: 489-2492 (667 amino acids)
Biological process (GO): glutathione biosynthetic process
Cellular component (GO): glutamate-cysteine ligase complex
Molecular function (GO): glutamate-cysteine ligase activity
Source: RefSeq, a predicted model, not a curated record
AACUUGGCAGUUCGUGGUGGCGCUGCAUACAUUAGCAAAUGUCAAUAAUACGUCAAAUUCAGUACAUUUAAAUUUAGUUUCCUAUUCUGCCACCUACCAAGAUGUAUUGGACAUUCAGUAGAUGUUCCAUUGAUAAAAAAAUCCUGAAUUAAUGGUGAUUACAGAAUAGCCUUGUACGUUGAUAUAACUUCAUUUCUGUCUAGUUCUUGACUCUGUUUACUAUGAACAUAUAAAGCAGACGGUGGUCUCAAUCUCAUGGUUCUAAUAAUUAGAAAAAGUUAUUUGUUUUAAAUUCAGUGUUUCUCGUUUAUUUUCAUUUGUACGUAUUACGUUUUUUAUGCAAAGCAAAAGUUCUGUAAAUGUUGCGGCUUGAGUAAAAGUUUUGUUGUGGUGUAUUUUUUAUUUUCUCGUCGACUCAUCGUAAAAUAAAAUUUUACGUUGCAGUUGCUAUGAGCUGGUGAUAGUUACUCAUGUUCGAUUAAUAUUUCAUGAACAUUAUUUUUAAAGCGACCGCGUUUUAUUGUCGCAUAUACAUAAGUAGGAAUUUGGGAAGAUCACGUGUGAAUUUUAAUUACAAUCAAGUAGCAAAAAUGGGUUUGCUAAGUGAAGGAAGUCCCUUGUCUUGGGAAGAGACUAAGGCUUUGGCAGAGCAUGUCCGUCAACACGGAAUCGAGCAAUUUAUUAACCUGUACGUGAAGCUGCAGGAGCGCACAGGCGACGUGCUUAAAUGGGGAGAUGAGGUGGAGUACAUAAUUGUGAAGUUUGAUGAUGAGAACCAGCGUGCCACAGUCAGCCUCAUUGCCCACAAUCUGCUGCCUAAACUGCAGGAGAAAGAACUAGCAGAUCCUCAAAACGUAAAGUCACUCUGGCGUCCUGAGUAUGGAUCAUACAUGAUUGAGGGUACCCCCGGCCGACCGUACGGGGGUCUCCUAGCACAUUUCAAUAUUGUAGAAGCAAACAUGCAGUACCGUAGAGCCGAAGUAUCACACUUACUACCUCCGGGAGAAGUUAUCAUGAGCAUAACGAAUUUCCCAAGAUUAGGAUGUCCCAAUUUUACAAGUCCGCCUUACUCACCGACUCCCCAUGAAGGUGUCACCAGAUCAUUGUUUUUCCCUGACGAGGGCAUUUUCCCAGGACACCCUCGCUUCAAAACAUUGACCAAUAAUAUUCGGCAACGACGUGGAGAAAAAGUAGCGAUCAAUUUACCAGUGUUCAAAGAUGUAAACACCAAGAUUCCGGUAGAUAAUUCUCACUUGUUGGAGCCGGAGGCAGCUAAGCCUGAUUGCGUGUACUUGGACGCUAUGGGCUUCGGCAUGGGAUGUUGUUGCCUGCAGCUCACGUUCCAAGCCUGUUGCAUCACUGAAGCUCGCACUUUGUACGACCAGCUAGCGCCACUCUGUCCUAUAAUGUUGGCACUAUCAGCAGCAUCGCCAAUAUUCCGUGGGUUCCUGACCGACGUGGACUGUCGCUGGAAUGUGAUCGCGGGCUCCGUGGACUGCAGGACGCGCGAGGAACGCGGCCUCGAGCCUCUCAAGAACAACAAGUUCCGCAUUCACAAGUCGCGAUAUGAUUCUAUCUCUUCAUAUCUGUCGCCGGAAAAUGAAGCGUAUAACGACAUCGCGAUAGUGCACGACAAGGACUUGUACCGGCGCCUGCGUGAAGGCGGCAUCGACCACCCUCUGGCCCUGCACGUCGCGCACCUGUUCAUCAGGGACACCGUCUCACUCUUCUCUGAGAAGGUCAACCAGGAUGACAACAACGACACCGAUCACUUUGAGAACAUCCAGUCGACGAACUGGCAGACGAUGCGCUUCAAGCCGCCGCCCCCCAACUCCCCGAUCGGUUGGCGCGUGGAGUUCCGGCCGUGUGAGGCACAGCUCACUGACUUCGAGAACGCGGCCUACGUCUGCUUCGUCGUCUUGCUCACCAGGGUCAUACUCUCCUACCGACUCAACUUCGUCAUGCCUAUCAGCAAGGUGGAUGAGAACAUGCAACGCGCACAAAGACGGAACGCGUGUCUGAGCGAGAAGUUCUGGUGGCGCCGCGACGUGGGCGCCCCCACCGACCUCGCCAAGCAAACCCGGGACCCUUCGGAGCUGUACGCUGAGAUGACCAUCGACGAAAUUGUUAAUGGAAAGGAUGGCAUAUUCCCUGGUCUGAUCCCUCUGAUCGAGUCGUACCUGUCGGGCAUGGACGUGGACGCGGACACGCACUGCUCCGUGCAGCAGUACCUCAAGCUCAUACAGCGACGCUCCUCCGGCGAGAUCUCCACCAUGGCCAGCUGGAUGAGGAACUUUGUCACCACGCACCCACAAUACAUGAAAGAUUCAGUAGUCACCGAAAAAAUAAACUACGAUCUACUGAAGACCGCUCACGGCAUUCAGUCGGGCACCCUCGCCGCACCUACUCUUUUGGGCAGCAGUAACGUGUCCAAGACUAACGAAGACAUUCCCAAAGCAUUCAGCAAGAUGAUGAGUAAGGAGUGUCCCUAACCGUGGCCCAGCGCCGCAGACAUCGUGCCUUCCGUGCGCUGCACUUCUAACUACUUGUUAUACAACGACAUCUAUGCACCGCAACCUAUCCACCGCACGCGACAUCUACUACUAAACUAUGCCCCAUCUUUCGUCAGUAGUCAGGUAUUGAAUUGUGGAAAUCGCAUGUAAAAUUUUAAAUACAAUCACAUUAUGAGGCUCAAACAUUGGAAGUAAAAAUUAUUUUAUGAUCGUUUCUGUUAUCCUGUCUAGUUCACGCAUUUAGGCUAGUUCAUAGAUGUCGUUGUUUGUAAUUAGAGUUGCCUUACUUUGUUUAUUGUAACGAGAUUUAUACAGGACGGCAUCGUUACUUUAAUCUGUUAGUAUAUAUCAAUGUAUUGUUCGACACAGGAUAGAAGUGAAAUCAAGAAAGGUCCAAUUAAACAUUCCCCACAUUUUUGUGACACCGCUGCCUCUCGCCAUUGACCACUAACAUUUUGUAACUUUUAUCUUGUGACGACAUUUUUCGAAUUAGAAGUGAUACUUAUUAUCUUAAAUACAUUUAAUAAACACGAGUUAUUUAGAAUAGAAACCCCAAUGUGACCUUACCUUAGAUGUAACUGAAAUCUCGCAUUUUGUAACACAUUCGGCUCUAGAACUUGCAAGUAAUUUGAUUGUUAUUUGUGACCGAGCGAAAUGUCCUAGUGAUUAGUAUAGGUAACAGUGGGUUAAUGUGAUACAAAGAUAAAUCCAGUUUUGUAGAAUAAUAUAUUAUGCAUUAAUUUUUUACUACUUUCAAUGUUCAACAAAUUCUACGUAAUUUAAGUUAUUUUAUAAUGAAACCCGAACACAACAACUACUUGGCAGGACCACUAAGUCUUAUAUAAAACACUGUACUUACUCGUGUAUGCUUUAGUAUUGCGUUAAAAUUACAAGUUAAUGGAAAAAAGUGAAUUUAUUAUAGUUUUAAAUGUAAUUUUCAAGGAAAUUCAGGAUUUUUUUAUUGGGAACCUAUUUUGUGUUUGGCAAAAACUUUAGAUAUGCUUUUAUUUUGUUUGUUAAAUAAUUUUAGUUUCAAUUUAGGUGCGGUUAUUUGUGCUUACUGGCAUUUAAAGCAGUAUUAGCUAAACAUUUCCAGGGCAGGGAAUAACAAUGUUUGUGUAUACACAGUAUAGGGAGCUAUGGAAAUUGUAAAUAUAUGCAAUGGACAGAUAAAGAAUGGUUGUGAAUGGUGAAGUUAAAAGUAGAACAUUAUGAAGAUAGUGGUAAUUGUCACAAUUUAUAUUUUAUACGUUUGAACCAUACCUAAAGGUAAACUGACGAAAUUAGAUCUUAUAUUAUUGACUUUUAUCUCAUCAGACUCAAUGAAUUGAAAAUUGGAACAGUCAAACUGCAAUUUAUUCAUGUCUCAUGAAUCCUUUAGUAAAACGAGUGAUCUUGGCUUGAUAGAAACAUUGAGUGAAAUUAUUUUUAGAAGGUAACGAAUGACCAAGAAAAUAUUGUUUUGACAGAAUUGCACCUGUUUGUAAGUAACACUAUGUGUAAAUUAAGUUGCUAAUAUAAUGGCGGAAUGAAAUUGUGAGAUAAAACCAAAUAUUGUUAAAAAAUACUAAGCGUAAUCAGUUUCAAUUAAAGAUCAGUUUAGCAGCAUAGUCAGAUUAUAUUUACUGGUAUAAACUUUAUACUUUAAAAUAAGAAUUGCUGGGUUAAUGUAUCAAUGUAACAUGGUGAUUAAGUUGUAUGUAUGUAUUAUGAAAUUCUCUUGUGGGUAUAAUGGUCACUUAGAAUUAAAGUUCCUUGCCAUACCAGGGCUUAGAAAAUUAAACUAACCAUAGAAACAAUCCUCCUUGUUUACAGUCAGCACAAAAUUAAUUUUCUAUUUGUUAUUAAAGUUUUAUAUUUCUAAAUUACGCAUUAUAUUUUAAAAUUUUUAAAAUGCGUAUUAUUUCUUUUAGAUACAGAUUUAUUUUUAUGUAGUUAUUUUAUAUUGUUCACUGUUAGUGAGGUCUUUUUAAUUAUUAUAUUAUGAUAAAAUAUGCAUUCAAUAAAACUAUUUAAUUGUUAAA